Molecule: messenger RNA, 1074 nt
Organism: Artibeus jamaicensis (Jamaican fruit-eating bat)
Lineage: Eukaryota; Metazoa; Chordata; Mammalia; Chiroptera; Phyllostomidae
Gene: GMNN
Product: geminin DNA replication inhibitor
Exons: 7
Coding region: 198-824 (208 amino acids)
Biological process (GO): negative regulation of cell cycle; negative regulation of DNA replication
Cellular component (GO): nucleus
Source: RefSeq, a predicted model, not a curated record
GAUUCGGCGAUCUUCUUCAGCAGCGCGCCGCGUCUGCUCGGCUGCGGUGUGGACUGGUGCUGGUCGGCUGGGGCCGUUGUGCUUGGUGCCGCGGCCAGAGCUGAGCGGUUCCUUUCAGUGAGAGAGAGUGGUAGCUGCCUCGCUUUCCCGCCCGCCGGAAUCGGCCCUCCCGUGACUCCGCAGAGCCGCGGUGCACCAUGCAUCCCGCCAUGAAGCAGAAACAAGGAGGGACCCACAGGCACAUGAAGAACAGCCCUGUCCCGAGGAGGACUCUGAAGAUGAUCCAGCCCUCCACCGCCGGGACCCUGGUGGGACGGGAGAACGAGCCGGUUAAAGGCUUGUCCAAAGCGAAGCACUGGGAUGGCCUGUCGGCCUCUAAGAAGUCCAGCCCCGGAGUUGCUGCUGUCCCGGAGCCCAGUGACAUUGGAGGGGUCACUCAGGAAGCGUUUGACCUUAUGGUUACAGAAAAUCCGUCCUCUCAGUACUGGCAGGAAAUGGCCGAGCGGCGGAGAAAGGCACUCCAUGAAGCACUUCAGGAAAAUGAGAAACUUCACAGAGAAAUUGAACAAAAGGACAAUGAGAUCGCCCGCCUGAGGAAGGAGAACAGGGACCUGGCCGAAGUGGCGGAGCACGUGCAGUACCUGGCAGAGCUGCUGGAGAGAAUGAAAGGCAGACGCCUGGCAGACUCUGGAUCACCAGAGAGUCAGGACUCCGAUUCCGAAGAGGAAGCUGGCGAGGAUUCCGAAGUGGAGGACUCGGGAGCCGAGGGCUGCGCCACAGAAGCUGAGUCUUCCUUCCCAGACGCAGGGUCGCCCUGUGCGUGAGGGUCGGGAACAGUCGACAUGAGAAACACGCCAGCCAAGUUCACCUCCACUGCAGUUCUUUGUAGCCGAGCAAACACCUGCACACUGCAGGCUUGAGAUCGAACUUCUUCGUUUGAAUCCUGGGACCCCGAUGUUGUAUCAAAGUACAAAUACUAUGUAUUUUUAUUCUGUGGCGUUUUAUGUAAAUAACGUUUUCUCAAUGUCAGACACGACUUGCGUGUGUGAUAAAUAAACUUCAGUGUCCUUUUGA